Camelus dromedarius (Arabian camel) is the source of this 3609-nucleotide messenger RNA. It is a transcript of the gene GDF3, whose product is annotated as growth differentiation factor 3. The transcript is spliced from 2 exons. NCBI's taxonomy places the organism in Eukaryota, Metazoa, Chordata, Mammalia, Artiodactyla, Camelidae. The record is from RefSeq and is a predicted model, not a curated record. Gene Ontology annotation, cellular component: extracellular region. Bases 2372 to 3466 code for a protein of 364 amino acids. Gene Ontology annotation, molecular function: cytokine activity; growth factor activity.
ACCUAGCUCGUAGUGAGUGCUCACCAUUUGGCAGGCAUUGUCCUGAGUUUUGCAUAGGUAUUAGCUCUUCAGAUCCCCUCAGCACCUUAGCAAAGAAUGUCUUCUUCUCACUUCACAGUUGAGUGAUUUGCCUGUGAUCACUCAGCUAAUCAGUGAUGGAACCAGAAUUUAAACCGGUUAGUCUGAUUUCUGACUUUAAAUCAGAAAAGUUAAACAAAGGAAAUCAAAAUGCAACCCACACUUAUCACUAAAACAGGUGGGGAUUGUAGAUUAAAAGCGUUAAGUAGGAUGCAAAUAGGAGGAGAUGGGAGAAGUGGGAAUGGAGAAAACGUGGCUCUAGAAGAGGGAAACCUUCGGAAGUAGCACCAAUUCAUUCCUCCAUUUAUUUGUUGCACAGAUAGGUACUGAAUGUUUCCUACCUGGUAGACACUUUCCUCCACAGUGGAGAUACUUGGUGGAAAAGGCACCUCAUUUUUCCUUGCUCUUUUGUAGCUUAUAUCCUAGUGGCAUAGAAUAAUAUUCUAGAAGUGGAGUGCUGAUCAAAGGACAGGGGUGUUUUCUAAAUUCACUUUUUAAAAUUGUGGUAAAAUGCACACAACACAAAACUGAUUGAUUUAAUCAUUCAUAAGCGACAGUUGAGUGGCAUUCAGCACGUUCAUUAAGUACAUUUAUACACUGUGCUCCCAUCACUGAGAUCCAUCUCCAGAACGGUUUUCAUCUUGCAAAACACACACUCUGUACCCUUGAAACAAUAACUCCCUGCUCCCCAUUCUUAAGAUUUAAAAUGAAAGAUACUUAAAUAGAAGUGACUUAAGAUACUUAAAUGAAAAGACAUGAUUCCAACCCCCAACGAGUGUACUGUUUGGGAGGGACACAGGAGAAACACAGUGUGAUGCACUGUGACCGGCACUGUCUCAGAUGCCCACUCAGAGCUCAGUGGGAGAAAGAAGAAGUAUCUAAAUCUGUUUUGUUGAGUCAGGGAAGCCUUUGCAGUAGAAGUGACCUUUGAACUUGGGCUGUGCAAAGGCUCUGAGAUGAGUGGAGCUCCUAGGAGAACUAAAAAUACAUCAGUAUCGAUAGAGCGUUAACACUAGAAAUUGACACAACAUUGUAAACUGACUAUACUUCAGUUUUAAAAAGUGAGGGAAAAAACAAUGAAAAAAAAAUUAAAGCAUUAACGCCGAUGAUGGUGGGUGUUAGGAAAUGAGACUGGCUAGGGAUGUGGGGGCCAAACCUAGAAAGUCCUCAAGGGUCAGGCUAAGGAGUUUAGAUCUUAUGCUGUAGUUGGUGGGAAACUGUUACAUAUUAGAUGCAACAUGUUGUUUUUCCUUGGGGGGAAAUAAGUUCUUAUAAUAGGUGGUAUAAAAUAAAAUGUAUACAAAAUGAUAAAGUCCCUGUUCUCAAAAAGCUUGAAAAUUAUUUUGGCACAGACAAGCUAAUUCUCCUACAGCGUUUGAAAAAUUUUAUAGGAGUUUGGCCAAAACAAAAUAAAAAACCAAAGCAGAAAUUGAUAGAUGCUACCAUACUCAACUGCUCAGUAACCUGCGUGCCGUUUCAGGGGUAGUUCCUUCAAGCCCCGAAUGCCUUACUGAAAAAUGCCUACUAAGCGUUGAAGUUUUUCUCCUCUGUGAACACCGUGUGUGCCAUUGGCCAGGCCGCUGUGCCGAGUGCUUUAAACACAUUAUCUCAUCACAUUCCUAUGGCAAAUUAGAAGGUCAGUUUUUCUUUUCGAUUGAAAAAAACAAAAAUUUAGGAAGAUUAAGUGACAUGGCCAAUAUCAUAGAGCUAAUGAGUAAUGAAACCAGAAAUAAUCCAGUCAGACUUCUGACUUUUACUCGAGAAGGGCAAAGUCAGACGAAGAGAAUUCAUUCCCUCUUAAUAGCUAAAAACAGAUGGGUAGGGUAGAUCGACCUCCCUGGGAGGACUUCCCUCUCCCUGGUUUGGUUUCCCACCUGGCUGUGGAUAUUGUCUAGUGGAAAUCUACCUGUGGGUUUGUCUAAUUAGACUGCAUGACAAGACUUGCCAUCACUAAUCAUCUGUUCCUGGUACCCAUCUCAGCGCCUUGCGCAUAAUAGAUGCUUAACAAAUGUAUCCUUUCUGCUCUGUCUCCUGCUGACAAUCUCCGAUUGUUGCAGUUAGGUCUGUGCAUUGGUAAUCUUUUUUUUUUUGUUUUCCCCUGGAAGAGUAGAGCUAGGGAAGAGAAAAAAAAUUCUGUCCUUUCAUAUCCAAUUGCCUUUGAGGAGCUGGGAAGAGAGCAAUUCACACCUGAUUAUCUGACGUCAGAUAAAUUAGCAGCACCUGAAUUGCUGGGCAGUCAGACGCUAGAGCUCCCUCCGGCCCGACCAGCCAGCUUUGCCUCAGCUCGGGGGCCAUGCUUCCUACCCUGCCAGGCCUGGCGCUCGGCCUCCUAUUAGCUCUGGCCUUGGGCCAGACCUUCCAGUUCCAAGAACAUGUCUUUCUCCAGUUUUUAGGCUUAGACAAGGUGCCUUCACCCAAGAAGUUCCAGCCUGUGCCUUCUAUCUUGAAGAGAAUUUUCCAGGGUCAAGAGGCAGCAGCAACCACUGGCGUCUCUCAAGACUUAUGCUCCGUGCAGGAGCUGGGUGUCCGUGGGAACGUACUCCGGCUUCUCCCAGAUCGAGGUUUCUUUCUUUACUCCAAGAGCCCUUCUCAAGCCUCCUCCUGCCUAAAGAAGCUUCUUUCCUUUAACCUGUCUGCCAUUAGUCGCGGGGAGCAGUUCACGAUGGCCCAGCUGGGCCUGGACUUGGGGCCCAACACUUACUAUAACCUGGGACCAGAACUGGAACUGGCUCUGUCCCUGGUGCAGGAGUCACACGUGUGGGGCCAGGCCACCCGCAAGACGGGUAAAGUGUUUGUACUGCAGUCGGUACCACGGCCUCAAGGGGUCCUUCACUUUAACCUGCUGGAUGUGACCAAGAGGAGUCAUCACUCUGGGAAGAACUUAGGUUUAUUCCUAGAGAUACUGGUCAAAGGAGAGAGAGCCUCUGGGGAGGAUUUUCAGCUUGAGGACACCUGCGCCGGACUGAGACGUUCUCUUCACGCUUCCCUGCUGGUGGUGACCCUCCACCCGGAGCAGUGCCGCCCUUCUUCCCGCACCAGGAGGGCGGCCAUCCCUGCCUCUCGGGCUUCCUGCAAGAGCCUCUGCCAUCGGCACCAGCUCUUCAUCAACUUCCGGGACCUGGGUUGGCACAAGUGGAUCAUUGCCCCCAAGGGCUUCAUGGCAAAUUACUGCCAUGGAGAUUGUCCUUUCUCGCUGACCACUGCCCUCAACAGCUCCAAUUACGCCUUCAUGCAAGCGCUGAUGCACGCGGUUGACCCGGAGGUUCCGCAGGCUGUGUGCAUUCCCACCAAGCUGUCCCCCAUUUCCAUGCUCUAUCAGGACAACGAUGACAAUGUCAUUCUCCGGCAUUAUGAAGACAUGGUGGUUGACGAGUGUGGGUGUGGGUAGUCUGUCAGAAACAGAACAGGAGGCAUGUUCUCCGGUAAAUGCUAGAAUAAAACGAUAUGUCUGGUUUAUGAGCUAUUGGAUCUGAAUUGUCAGUGUAUUUAUGUUCAAUCUGUCUUUCUGGAAAAUCCAUCAUGAUUAAUGAU